AUGGAGGCAAUCAGGAAGCUCAGAGAUCAGGUCGCCAAGCAACAGCAGGCUGUGUUCAAACAAUUUUCUGGUGGCAUAUACGGGGGAUCGGAUAAUGUUGCCUCGGAUGAAAAUGAAUUUCAACAGCAUCAGAAACUCGAGAAGCUGUACAUAUCAACUCGUGCUGCCAAGCAUUACCAAAAGGAAAUUGUCCGCGGAGUGGAAGGUUACAUUGUGGCCAGUUCAAAGCACGGUGAAAUAGGUACCAAGCUAUCAGAAGAUCGCAGGAAAUAUGGUUCUGAAAAGACUUGCAGCAGUGGUAACACAUUGUCGAGAGCUGCACUGAGUUUUGGAAGAGCUCGCGCCCAACUGGAAAAAGAGUGCGGAGUUCUUCUUAAAGCCCUUGGCACACAGAUUCAAGUUGCAGAGCCUUUAAAAGCAAUGAUAGUGAGAGCGCCCUUGGAGGAUGCUCGACAUCUAGCUCAACGAUAUGCUAGAAUGCGGCGAGAAGCUGAAGCUCAGGUAUAUGCAGUUUCUUCUGUUUCCUACCAAUUUUAUACUACAGUGAUUUUAUAUGUUACAUGGUGA
This is a messenger RNA of Malus domestica (apple), 567 nucleotides long. NCBI's taxonomy places the organism in Eukaryota, Viridiplantae, Streptophyta, Magnoliopsida, Rosales, Rosaceae. The record is from RefSeq and is a predicted model, not a curated record.